Messenger RNA from Nyctereutes procyonoides (raccoon dog), 2999 nucleotides. RefSeq names its product SMAD family member 7 (gene SMAD7). Gene Ontology annotation, biological process: transforming growth factor beta receptor signaling pathway; cell differentiation; SMAD protein signal transduction. Bases 232 to 1539 code for a protein of 435 amino acids. Gene Ontology annotation, molecular function: I-SMAD binding; transcription regulator inhibitor activity. Lineage: Eukaryota; Metazoa; Chordata; Mammalia; Carnivora; Canidae. The transcript is spliced from 4 exons. The record is from RefSeq and is a predicted model, not a curated record. Gene Ontology annotation, cellular component: heteromeric SMAD protein complex.
AGCCCCGGCGGGCGCCCCCGGGCCCCCGUGCGCGCCCCGGCCUCCGGGAGACUGGCGCAUGCCACGGAGCGCCCCUCGGGCCGCCGCCGCUCCUGCCCGGGCCCCUGCUGCUGCUGCUGCUGUCGCCUGCGCCUGCUGCCCCAACUCGGCGCCCGACUUCUUCAUGGUGUGCGGAGGUCAUGUUCGCUCCUUAGCCGGCCAACGACUUUUCUCCUCGCCUCCUCGCCCCGCAUGUUCAGGACCAAACGAUCUGCGCUCGUCCGGCGUCUCUGGAGGAGCCGUGCGCCCGGCGGCGAGGACGAGGAGGAGGGCGCGGGGGGAGGCGGAGGCGGAGGCGGAGGCGGAGGCGAGCUGCGGGGAGAAGGGGCGACGGACGGCCGGGCGCAUGGGGCCGGCGGCGGCGGCGGCGGCGGCGGCGGCGGCGCGGGCAGGGCUGGCUGCUGCCUGGGCAAGGCGGCCCGAGGAGCCAAGGGUCACCAGCACCCCCGCCCCCCAGCCGCGGGCGCCGGCGGGCCCGGGGGCGCCGAGGCGGAUCUGAAGGCGCUCACGCACUCGGUGCUCAAGAAACUGAAGGAACGGCAGCUGGAGCUGCUGCUCCAGGCCGUGGAGUCCCGCGGCGGUACGCGCACCGCGUGCCUCCUGCUGCCCGGCCGCCUGGACUGCAGGCCGGGCCUGGGGGCGCCCGCCGGCUCGCAGCCCGCGCAGCCGCCCUCGGCCUACUCGCUCCCCCUCCUGCUGUGCAAAGUGUUCAGGUGGCCGGAUCUCAGGCAUUCCUCGGAAGUCAAGAGGCUGUGUUGCUGUGAAUCUUACGGGAAGAUCAACCCGGAGCUGGUGUGCUGCAACCCCCAUCACCUUAGCCGACUCUGCGAACUAGAGUCUCCCCCUCCUCCUUACUCCAGAUACCCGAUGGAUUUUCUCAAACCAACUGACUGUCCAGAUGCUGUGCCUUCCUCCGCUGAAACAGGGGGAACGAAUUUUCUGGCCCCUGGGGGGCUUUCAGAUUCCCAACUUCUUCUGGAGCCUGGGGAUCGGUCACACUGGUGCGUGGUGGCUUACUGGGAGGAGAAGACGAGAGUGGGGAGGCUCUACUGCGUCCAGGAGCCCUCCCUGGAUAUCUUCUAUGAUCUACCUCAGGGGAAUGGCUUUUGCCUCGGACAGCUCAACUCGGACAACAAGAGUCAGCUGGUGCAAAAGGUGCGGAGCAAGAUCGGCUGCGGCAUCCAGCUGACGCGGGAGGUGGACGGCGUGUGGGUAUACAACCGCAGCAGUUACCCCAUCUUCAUCAAGUCGGCCACACUGGACAACCCGGACUCCAGGACGCUGUUGGUGCACAAAGUGUUCCCCGGUUUCUCCAUCAAGGCUUUUGACUACGAGAAGGCGUACAGCCUGCGGCGGCCCAACGACCACGAGUUCACGCAGCAGCCGUGGACUGGCUUCACCGUGCAGAUCAGCUUCGUGAAGGGCUGGGGCCAGUGCUACACGCGCCAGUUCAUCAGCAGCUGCCCGUGCUGGCUGGAGGUCAUCUUCAACAGCCGGUAGCCGUGGGCACAGCCGGCCCGGCCCAAACUACUUUGCUGCUAAUACUUCCUCCCGAGUGCUUGCUUUUCAUGCAAACUCUUUGGUCGGUCAGUGUGUUGUUUUUAUGCCCUCCGCCCCCCCUUGUCGUUCCUGUUUAUGUUCUGUUUUGUUCUUUGAGAAAUAGCUUAUGAAAAGAAUUGUCCGUGGAGGGAGGCUCUGGGGUGGGGGGGGCUUGGCUGGCAGGACACCCCGGGAAGAAAAGGGGAAGCAGCUAUCCGCACCACCACACACAGCAUCAGAACGGGCAGCAGGCCCUCACUUUGGGGGGUGGGGGGGUCCCCGGAUUCCUGUGUCUGGGCGAGUAUGCAUGCGUCGGGCGUCUCCUUCAGGUGUCUGUGCCAGUAGCUUGUGGUCCCCCAUGCUGUGUCCCUCCCUCCUUCCUCUGGACAGGCUCAGGGGGACAGAGGCAGGACCCGGGUAAGCUGGCAGCUGAGGUUCCAGACGAGCCAGAAGCCGGGCUCCGUCCCCCACUCCCCAGGGAAUCCCCGCUUCUCCCCUUCUAGGACAUGGGUCUGUCUGUGGGCUUCUUAGAAGCAGCCCCACAAGAGGCUGAACCAGAACCAGUUGUUUCCUCCUUGUCCGACUCCCCUCCAGCCGCCCUGCUGUCCUUGUUGCGUCUCUCCUUUUUGGCCAUCUGUUCCUGGGUAUAUCUGAGAUGGGCUUCCUGAGGGCUGCCCGGCCGCCCCGCCGCACUGGUGCCCACCCAGGGCCCUCUGCAGCCCCUCAGCCUCUCCCCUGCCCUGGCCCCUUAACCCCCCCCCCCCCCCCCCCGAAAACCAGCUCAGCACUUUCCUCCCCUCUGCCGCCCACGUGUUGAGCUCUGCUGUUAGACCAGCCAGGGGAGCAGCCCUGGGAGGGGAGACUUCUCAGCAGCACCCCCUUCCCACCAAGAAGGAUUCGUUCCAUCAUAACCCAAGGUACCGCCCUGGGCUGACACCUAACUCUUUCAUUUCUCCUACAACUCAUACACUCGUAUGAUACGUUGACACUGCUCUUAGCUCAAUGAGCAUGUUUAGACUUUAACAUAAGCUAUUUUUCUAACUACAAAGGUUUAAAUGAACAAGAGAAGCAUUCUCAUUGGAAAUUUAGCAUUGUAGUGCUUUGAGAGAGAAAGGACUCCUGGAAAAAAAAAAACCCUGAGAUUUAUUAAAGAAAAAAAAUGUAUUUUAUGUUAUAUAUAAAUAUAUUAUUACUUGUAAAUAUAAAGACGUUUUAUAAGCAUCAUUAUUUAUGUAUUGUGCAAUGUGUAUAAACAAGAAAAAUAAAGAAAAGAUGCACUUUGCUUUAAUAUAAAUGCAAAUAACAAAUGCCAAAUUAAAAAAGAUAAACACGAGAUUGGUGUUUUUUUCUAUGGGUGUUAUCACCUGGCUGAAUGUUUUUCUAAAGGAGUUUAUGUUCCAUUAAACAAUUUUUAAAAUGUA